GAGGGGCUAUUAAUUUCUUGCAUGUGUAGCAAUGGCUGCUAAUAAUAAAUCUAGGGAUGAUUCAACAGGUAAUACUGGAGCUACGCAAGAUUCAUCAAUGACGUCAGUACAAAGCACUGAAGGGGAACCCCCCACUGCUGCUGGGAAUGUUAAGAAUGUCAGGAAGCCGAGAAUGAAAGCUCUACUGAAGAAACUCCAAGAUCAAGUUGAGUUUUAUUUCAGUGAUGCUAAUAUUAGCAAGGACCGUUUCCUCAAGCAGAAGAUGGCAGAGCAUGCUCAAGGACAUAUUCCUGUAUCACUGAUAGCAUCUUUUAAUAAAAUGAAGUCACUCACGUCAGAUCAAUCACUCGUCAUUGAAGCAAUGGAGAAGAGCCCAUUGUUAAAAUUGACCCCUGACCGUGAAUAUGUUUAUAGAGUGGAGCCACUCCCACUGCUUGAAGAGAAAGAGGUCAAUUCAAGAACAAUAUAUGUGGAGAAUUUGCCUCCCAAAGCUGAUCACAAACGUCUCAAUUCUCUCUUUAGUUCUUUUGGAGUUGUCACUUACAUUAGGUACUUAACAGUUUUAUCUAUUGUUCUAAUGAUUAGCUUCAGUCUGCCACGUCACAAGGUUUCUAAUGCAAUCAAAGGUUUUGCUUUUAUUGAGUUUGCUACAUCAGAGGAAGCUGAAAAGGCCUUGGAAUUUCUCCAAUUGAAUGAUGAAACUGAUAAAGCUACUGAUGAUACUGUUAGUGAUAAUACUGCAGCUGCUACUGGCCCUCCAGUAGAGGACAAUGUCUUCAUUUCAAACAAAACAAUUGCAGAAACAAGUGGUACUCUCACUGAAGGAGAAGUGGCAGCUGGUAAAGAUUCAAAUGUGGUUGAUGGGAGCAGUAGAGUAGAGACACUAACAGCUGGCCCUACUAAUGAAACAGGAUUGGGUAGCAGCUGUGGUUCAAGUACUGUUGGUGUGUCUUUAAAAAGAAAGAGAGACUCCAUUGAAGAACAAGAAGGAACUAAUGAUAGUAAGAGACCAGCAGAUACAGGAGCUGAUAAUGAAGAUACAACAGCUGGUGAUGAAGGAAGUGAUGGAGUGACCAGCACAAGAUCUGCUGCUGGAGAGAGAGAAGAGAAGAAAAGAGAAAGAGACAUUAUUGGUGAGGAGGACAAGCCAGCAAAAAGAAUAAAGACAGAUGACACUGAAAGAGGAGCAUCUCAUGUUGAAGAUGAAAGCAGCUCUGAUGAAGGAGGCCAUUCAACACUGAACAGACUCAACUCAACUGUAUUAUCUGAAGUUUCUGUGGCUGAAGAAGUUGAUGGUGAGGAAGAGGACGGAGAGAAAAAGAAGAAAAAUAAAAUGAGACGACAUCGAAAGAGAAGAUUGAGCAGAGCACAGUACUUGAAGACACUUCAGUUGAAAGCAAUGUCAAAAGAGAAGUGGCUGGAGAUGAAAGUUUUGUUUAAAAAGUUAGAGAAAGAUCACAUGAAAGAAUUAAAAGGUCACGUUAAGAGUAAAGAUGAGGAUGAUAAAGCAAAAACUAAAGGAUUUGUUUCAAAUUGUCUGGUCAAGAUAAGGUCCACUAAAGAUGACAUCACCCCUGACCAGCUGAAAAACUCCUGUUCACCAUUUGGUCCUGUGGCAUAUGUUGAUUUUAAAAAAGGAGACACUGAAGGGUAUGUGAGAUUCGGUACGUCAGGCUGUGUUGAUCAACUCACUAAAGAAAGUUCAGUAUUACUUGAAGGAGUCGCUUUUCAAGCUCUGGAAGAGGAUGAAGAGAGAGAAUAUUUCUUAAAGACCCAAACUGCUAGAAAGCAACACUUCAGUAACAGAAAACGUAAAACCACAAGAGGCCAUGAUAAACUCAUCAGUAAGGCUCUCAGCAAAUCUUCCGUCGUCAAAGAAGACAAAAACCCAAAACCUUCUUCAUCUCAUAUAAGGUUCUCAGACAAUGAUGAAUAAAAAUGUCAUUUGGAA
Amphimedon queenslandica is the source of this 1951-nucleotide messenger RNA. RefSeq names its product la protein homolog. Lineage: Eukaryota; Metazoa; Porifera; Demospongiae; Haplosclerida; Niphatidae. Gene Ontology annotation, molecular function: RNA binding. Bases 32 to 1936 code for a protein of 634 amino acids. The transcript has 13 exons. The record is from RefSeq and is a predicted model, not a curated record. Gene Ontology annotation, biological process: RNA processing. Gene Ontology annotation, cellular component: ribonucleoprotein complex; nucleus.